AUGCCUGCCUUCCAAGCCAAAACUUUUCGUCGCACACCGACAGCGUCGUCGCCUCUAGGAGAACGAAUUGGUGCGGCAUACCGAUCCAGAUUAAGCAGGCAUCCGUUUAUGCUCUUUGGUCUUCCCUUCAUUACGGUCAUCGUCGCCGCAUCCUUUGCUUUGACCCCAGCUGCCGCCCUUAGAUAUGAGCAUUAUGAUCGCAAAGUACAGCAAUUGAGUAAAGAGGAAGCAAUGGACCUUGGACUCCGAGGGCCGGAUGGGGAAGAGGGAAUCAAGAGGAACCCGCGAAGAAGAGUUAUCGGCGAUGAAAGGGAAGAAUAUUACAGGCUGAUGGCCAAGGAUUUGGAUAACUGGGAACAAAAGCGAGUUCAGAGAUUCCAAGGCGAGCCAGACGGAAGACUGUGA
Molecule: messenger RNA, 405 nt
Organism: Aspergillus ruber CBS 135680
Lineage: Eukaryota; Fungi; Ascomycota; Eurotiomycetes; Eurotiales; Aspergillaceae
Product: cytochrome c oxidase assembly protein COX16
Exons: 2
Coding region: 1-405 (134 amino acids)
Biological process (GO): mitochondrial respiratory chain complex IV assembly
Cellular component (GO): mitochondrial inner membrane
Source: RefSeq, a predicted model, not a curated record